Molecule: messenger RNA, 3234 nt
Organism: Fonsecaea monophora
Lineage: Eukaryota; Fungi; Ascomycota; Eurotiomycetes; Chaetothyriales; Herpotrichiellaceae
Exons: 1
Coding region: 1-3234 (1077 amino acids)
Molecular function (GO): protein binding
Source: RefSeq, a predicted model, not a curated record
AUGGAGUUCAACUUCUCUCGGACCGAGUCGCUUGUUGACGCUAACGCAAGCGUGGAGGCGAGCAGGGACUUGCUCGAUUUACUUCAGACAGGGCCAGAUGAAGACGUAGAAGCACUGUCCCAGGCUUAUCACAAUCUUUCAGUCGCACUAAGCAGUAGACGCCAGCUGCCCGAGAACCAGAAACAGGCAAGAGACUUGGAUGAGGCCAUCACGAAAAGCAGUAAAGCAGUCUCCAUCGCAACUCGAUGUGGCAGUCCUGAGCUGUCGGAGUACCGGUCGCAGCUGGGCAGGCUUCUGAGAAUCCGGUCGGCAAACCAAAGAUCAGAAGAUUUGGCGCGUACAGACAUUCAGGGUGCGGUCUCCGUGUUGAACGACGCUGUCACAGCCGCGAGGACAGCUAAUCGCGGGUUAGACUCGGUGUGCAAUGCUUAUGGAUCGGCUCUUCAGGCCAGAUACGAACACCUCGGGGACCCAGAGGAUCUUAAACAGGCAAUCAGAGCCCACGAAGAGGCUGCAAAUCAUGCAACUGAUGGCGAUAUCAGGGGCGGAUGUCUCAGCAAUCUAGCAAAUGCAAGGCUGCGCCUCUUCGAACACAACGGAUCUGUUGAUGAUAUCGAACUGAACAACGCACUCGAGGAAAGCAAGGAGGCAGUCGAGCUCACUUCACAAACCUGCCACGACCGGCCCGGCAGGCUUGUAAAUCUCUCAAAUGCCCUGCAGAUGAAAUUUGAGCAUGGUGGCAAGGAUCGCGACCAUUAUCUGUUCAGUGCUGUGGAGAAAAGUAGAGAUGCAGUAAGUGCGGCGAGAGCUAUCCGCCCAGAUCGGCUUGACCAUGGAGAGUGCCUUGGGAGUCUGGGCUUGACCCUGACUCGACUAUUCGAGCGAACGCACUCAGAGCAACACCUGAGCGAUGCCAUAAAGUCCCUGAGAAAGGCGGUAGGGAUCCUAUCAAAGAUAGGAGAGAACACGAGCAAAUAUGAGUAUUCGCUAGCCUGCUGUCUGAAGAUGAGGGGCACAUGUCAAGACUUGGACGAUGCAAUCAAAGCUCUAGAAAAGGCGAUCGAACAGACACCAAUGGGCCACAAAGACCAACUAGCCUAUCUCACCGUCAAGGCCAAUGUCUACGGUGCCAAAUAUUCCAUUGAAAACGUAUUUGACGAUCUAGAUGAGAUGGUCCGUCUCAGCCAGCUCGUCGUCGACCAAAGCAAGACACAAGACAUUGCCCAAUUCCGCGGAGCUUAUCAGACAAAUCUCGCCGUCGCACUCGCAAAGCGCCACCGAGCAAAAUCAGACUCCAAAAGCAGCGAAAAAGAAGAAGAAGAAGAAGAAGAAGCUUUCAGUGACCUGGAUUUCGCCAUUCAAGUGCAAGAAGCGGCUCUUUCGACUGAAUUCGCGGCAGAAGACCACCCGAUGCGAGCAACGUGCCUUCACAAUCUCGGUAUGUUCCUCGCAGACCGAUAUGCAGCCUCGGGGGAGAAAAGGCGUGAGGACCGCAUCCGGGCUAUUGAGGUGCACAUAGAAGCUCUCAAUAUCGAAUCAGCCGACCCAUCCCAGCGGAUCAAGUCCGGCAGACGAGCAAUGCAUCUCAUCCGGUUCGGCAACCCCAAACUCUCAGCUAAGGUAAUGCAGUUGGCCGUGGAGCUGCUCCCGCUUGUCAGCCCCGCAGCUCUGGACUGGGACGACCAGCAGCGUCAGUUGAAAGACUAUGCGGGCCUCGCAAGCCGAGCGGCCGUCAUGGCACUAGAAGCUAAGUGGCCUGACUACAACGCCCUUCGCUUGUUGGAGAUCGGAAGGGGGGUCAUGAUAACUCUGCAGCUGGGCCUGAGGGCUGAUCUCGAGAGCGUUGAAAAAGCCGACAAAAAUCUCGCCGCGAGGUUCAAGAAACUCAGGAACGAGCUUAACGCAGCCCCAACUAGCCUACUCCAAUCCAUUCCCAGCUGGCAGGGGAAAGAGCGUGCAAUCGAGAACAGAGAAAAUAGACAUGAAAUUUGGCAAGAGCUGCAAAAAGUGGAGUGUCUGAUUCGUGAGCACGACGAGCUCAGGAGCUUCAACGACGCCCUUCCCGAAGAGGAGAUGGCGAAACUCCAAAGCCAUGAGCACAUCGUCGUGUUUAACGUCGAUAAAAUCAGGAGCGAUGCUUUCCUCGUGACUCGUGGCUCCAUCCGAGCAAUUCUUCUUCCGAAUCUCAAGUUGACAGACAUAGAGAAAUAUGCGAAGAUGAUCAGGGAUCUCACUAAAGGCACAGGACGGCCGUUUGUCGUUGCCGGGGAAGCCAAUCAAUCACAAUCGUCCAAAAUUGAAGAGAUAACUAUCGAGAGGAUAUUGAAAUGGCUAUGGGACACCGCCGUCCAGAAGAUCUUAGCAGAGCUUGGCAUCAUAAAACCUCUGAGUCCAAUAGGGGAAGAGCCAUUCGCUGGGGCGAAAGAGCAACCACAGAGGAUAUGGUGGGUGACCAGCGGCUGGCUCAGCAUGCUCCCCAUCCACGCGGCAGGCGAUUACUCAUCGCCUGGCUCAACAACAAACGCCCUCGACAUGGUUAUAUCGUCGUAUGCCCCAACUUUGAAAUCCCGCAAACAUGCUGUCGAAAAGGCGGAGAAACUCUCUGCAGAUCCAAUAACUCAAGCCCUUCUAGUCUCCGCGAAGGGCGCUUCUGGACUAAAACCCCUUCUUGGAGCCGAGAUUGAGGUCGACAGACUGGAGAAGAAGCUCGGUUCCCUGUCCAUAAACUGCCUCCUUCCUCCCGCCCCGACAAAGUCAGAAACCAUCUUGGCGCUCCAGCAGUGUCAGCUCUGCCAUUUCGCCUGCCAUGGCUAUUCGCAUCCAUCCAACCCAUCCAGCAGCUUGCUGGCGGUAUCGGAUCAGGCCCGGCUGCCGAUGAGGGAGGUGGCUGCGCUCAACCUCAGCUCAGCGCGCCUUGCCUAUCUGUCUGCUUGCUUUGUCGCCGACAACCGCGCCGAGGACCUCUUGGACGAGAGCCUGCACCUUGCAGCUGCGUUCUUGCUUGCCGGAUUCCCAUUUGUUGUCGGGACCUUGUGGCGUAUCCAAGAUCUAAAAUCUGCGAUGGUGGCCGAUAAAUUUUAUAGCGCCAUUGUAAACGCGGGUGCAACGGCAGGCCUGGAUAUUGGAAGGAGUGCAGCGGCGUUGAAUAGAGCGACGCGUAUUCUCAGGAAGGAACUUGGCGGUGGUGCUGAUAAGGCUUCUAUCUGGGCUCCCUAUAUUCAUCUUGGGGCGUGA